Saccostrea cuccullata (small rock oyster) is the source of this 1390-nucleotide messenger RNA. Its product is annotated as collagen alpha-1(IX) chain-like. The record is from RefSeq and is a predicted model, not a curated record. Bases 1 to 792 code for a protein of 263 amino acids. Gene Ontology annotation, biological process: extracellular matrix organization. The transcript is spliced from 13 exons. Gene Ontology annotation, molecular function: extracellular matrix structural constituent conferring tensile strength. Lineage: Eukaryota; Metazoa; Mollusca; Bivalvia; Ostreida; Ostreidae.
AUGGGAAUCAAAAAAUUUCAGAAUGAUGAUUGUGAAACGUUUCUUCGAGUUUGUCGGAAUUCUCUAGGUGAAUUAUAUUUAAUAAAGGGAGAAAAAGGCGAGAAAGGCAACACUGGUUACGACGGAACAACGGGUAAUCCGGGACAAGUUGGACCGCAGGGAGCUCCAGGCAAUCGUGGACCGACUGGGCCCAGAGGACCAAAAGGAGACGAAGGACUUCCGGGUCUUAGAGGUUUACCUGGAGAGCGAGGACCACAAGGAGGGCAAGGAAGACCUGGUCUGCCUGGAUUGAGAGGUGCUAAAGGAGAUCAAGGGUUACAGGGACUUCUGGGAUUUCCUGGCGAAACUGGAGGCAAAGGUCCUCGAGGAGAAAAGGGUACUAAAGGUGAUGAAGGACCUCGGGGCUUAGAGGGUCCUGUUGGACGUCACGGACCACCGGGUCCCUAUGGACCUAAGGGAAACAAGGGUGACCGGGGACUGAGCGGCUCCAAUGGCUGGCCAGGUGAUAAAGGAGAUGUCGGGGAGAAAGGGGAAAGAGGAUACCCUGGGUACCCAGGACCAAUUGGACGACGAGGACCCAAGGGGGAAAAGGGCCAAUGUCAAGUAUUCACUUCAAACUUGGAAAAUUUAAAAAUGGAGAGAGACGCUACCAAUCGUCCAGUGCGCACUCCACAAAGGAAUACAUACGAGGAAAUGUCAGAUGCUAGAGGACUGAGUGCCAGAACAAAGCCAUACGUGAUAAAUAUUUAUAUAAUGGUGUAUUCAUUGCUUUUCUCCUAUGCAGUGUGCUGACAUUAAUCUCGAUAACCUUACCUAUGGAAGAUUUGUAAAACAGGAACGGUGGCGUGGGAUCCUUCAAUGUUACCAGUAUUGAUGAUGAUUCCUUUGUGCUCCGUCUGCUGACAUAAAAACAAACACUACGAAUAAUUUAAAAAACCUAAGCGUAUUUUUUUUAUUGGUUCAUGAUCAGACGUCAUUUUUGCCAAAAUAUACACGUUAAAUGCGUAUUUCCCUUCUGCUUUCACAUAACACUUGUAAAAUGUUAAGUAUUGUGAACACCCGUCGGACGCUUGUAUUGUCAGUGUGUAAGGCUUUUUACCUACAAUCAGACAUUUCCAUGCUGUGUUUUGAUCUCAGAUGGACGUUUUAUGGAUGCGGAAAAUUUUGAAACGUGCGUGUCGUGUGAAACUUUCAAUCUAUUACUAUCCGUGAUUCCAUUGAGUGCAUGUAUUCUAGAGAAAUAAAUCUGAGUAUAUAAUGAGUAUAUAUUUAAAAAGACACAUGAUUUACAAAGAAAAAUGAAAUACACUACAAGAGAUGGUGAAUUUUUAAUUUAUUUUCCAGGGAAUUGAUUUGACAAAAAUAUAAAUAGUAAAAGUGGAAUUUCAGA